Messenger RNA from Tetrahymena thermophila SB210, 864 nucleotides. Its product is annotated as lipase family protein. The record is from RefSeq and is a predicted model, not a curated record. The transcript has 2 exons. Gene Ontology annotation, biological process: lipid metabolic process. NCBI's taxonomy places the organism in Eukaryota, Ciliophora, Oligohymenophorea, Hymenostomatida, Tetrahymenidae.
AUGAUGAAAACACUAAUUUUACUUAUUUUAGUAACAUUGAGCUAAUGUAUUUAAUAUAAUGAAACAGAGAGCAUUUAAUUAGCAGCUUACUCGCUAUCAAGUUAUUGUAAAUCAGACAAUUUAAGCCCAUAUAACUGUGGUAAAAUAUGCGAAAGAAGUGGUGAAUUGUCAGAUGUAUAAUUUAUGAAUGACUAUGAAUAGAAUUUAUUUGGUUAUAUUGGAUAUUAGCCUUAAAAGAAUUAGAUUUUAGUUGUUUUUAGAGGAUCUAUACUAUCUGACAAAAAGAAUGUGCUGAUUGACUUAGAUAUUCUUAAGAUUAACUACCCUUUUUGUCAAAAUUGCAAAGUUAGUAAGGGAUUCUUAGGCGCAUAUUAAAAAUUGAAAUCACAGGCUAAUAAGCUGAUUUAAGAAUACAAAUAACGAUAUAAUGAUGCCCAAAUAGUAGCCACAGGACAUAGCUUAGGAGCAGCUUUAGCAAGUUUAUUUGUUGUAGAUGUAUUUGAAACAUUUAACUAUUAAGUGGAUUAUAUGUUCACAUUUGGAUCACCUAGAGUUGGAAAUUAACACUUCGCUAACUACUUUAACUAAAUUAUUAGUCCUGAUAAUAAUUUUAGAGUAUUUAAGGGGAAAGACUCUAUAGCUAGGUUUCCCUCAAGUACUAUUGGAUAUAAUCAUUUUGGUUAAGGAGUUUAUUAUGAUGAAUAAGAUAAUUACAUAUUUUGCUAAAACGAAUUUGAUGCUAAUUGUAAUUAGUAUUAUUUCUGGUAACUAAAUUUCGCAGAUCACUAAAAAUAUGUCAAAUGCACCUUUAGCUAAUUUAGAGGCGAUUAAAUGUGUACAGGAUCUAAAAAUGAAAACAUAUGA